Penicillium digitatum Pd1 is the source of this 1221-nucleotide messenger RNA. Its product is annotated as alpha/beta hydrolase. The record is from RefSeq and is a predicted model, not a curated record. Lineage: Eukaryota; Fungi; Ascomycota; Eurotiomycetes; Eurotiales; Aspergillaceae.
AUGGCUCUAUACAACCAAACUGUGGAUUUUCUCUCUGGUGCCUUCUCGAAUAAGCAGACUCAACUCCCCUUGCUAGCAGUAACUGGGGCUUCAUUUACACUUGGUCUACUCGCUCGAUCGGCUUUCCCUUCAAACGAAUCGCCCCAGACUGUUCACGUCUCGCCUCGAUCAACAGUCCUGCCCGGCAUAUCCGAGUCGGAGAAUCGUCAACUGCCUCUCCCGACGGAUGCCCUGCCCGGUGCUCGUGAUGUUGCUAGCCCGUAUGGGUCGAUCCGAGUGUAUGAAUGGGGCCCGGAAGAUGGACCCAAGGUGUUGCUCGUGCACGGUAUCACCACUCCUUGUAUUUCGCUCGGCGGGUUGGCCCAUGCACUAGCGGAUCGCGGCUGCCGUGUCAUGCUAUUUGACUUGUUCGGAAGAGGAUAUUCCGACUGCCCCGCUGAUCUUCCACAAGAUGACCGCCUCUUCUCGACACAGAUCUUCCUCGCUCUGACAUCAUCGCCUAUCUCUUGGACCGGUGCAGAGUCCGGUAAAUUCUGCCUUACUGGCUACUCUCUGGGAGGUGGUAUUGCCGCAGCCUUUGCAUCCUACUUUCCUCAUCUUCUGUCGUCAUUGGUGCUCCUGGCCCCUUCAGGCUUGCUUCGCAAUUCGCAAAUCAGUUUCCAAAGUCGACUCCUUUACUCAAAGGGUCUUAUGCCCGAGAAUAUCUUAUCAUUUUUGGUCAGCCGUCGACUGAGAGCAGGGCCCUUGGUCACGCCCAAACCCAAAAACAAGAAGCUCAGCGCUGCAGAUGUACUGGCCGAGGAACUGCCUUCCCAGAGCGCUGCAGCAACCCAAAUUCUGUCCCGGGAAUACCCCUACAUCAACGUCCCGUCUACUGUGGCAUGGCAGGUGAAUACCCAUACCGGAUUUGUCCACGCUUUCAUGUCUAGCAUGCGUUAUGGCCCAAUCCUACAAGAGCGCCAAUGGAACAGAUGGGCGCGUCUUGGCGAUUAUCUAACUGCACAAAACGGCGCCUCAAGCAGCGAGAACAAGAGACCGGUGGUCAACAAGGUCCACAUCCUGUGUGGCAACAAUGAUUCAAUCAUUGUCAAAAGUGAGCUUGUUCCAGAUGCCACGGCUGCCCUGGGUGGCAACGUUGUCUUCAAGUUCUACGAAGCGGGACAUGAGUUCCCCAGUACCAAGUACGAGGAAGUAGCAUCUUAUAUCUUCGAGUUACUAUGA